Messenger RNA from Jaculus jaculus (lesser Egyptian jerboa), 600 nucleotides. Its product is annotated as ferritin light chain-like. The record is from RefSeq and is a predicted model, not a curated record. Gene Ontology annotation, molecular function: ferrous iron binding; ferric iron binding. Gene Ontology annotation, cellular component: cytoplasm. NCBI's taxonomy places the organism in Eukaryota, Metazoa, Chordata, Mammalia, Rodentia, Dipodidae. Gene Ontology annotation, biological process: intracellular iron ion homeostasis; iron ion transport. Bases 1 to 600 code for a protein of 199 amino acids. The transcript has 2 exons.
AUGAGGCAGUCAAAACAAAAUGACUACACCUCCCUGGCUGCAGGAAAUAUGCUGUGCAACUCAGUGCAGCAUUGUGCAUGCACACAAAGGUACUCGAAUUUGUUAAAAUUAUUCCACCAAGGUGGAUGCUGCCAUCAACUGGUCAAUUUGCACCUGUGGACCUCCUACUCCUUCCUCUCUCUCGGUUACUAUUUCAACCAGGACAAUGUGGCUCUGCAGGUUGUAGAUCUCUUCUUCUGUGAGUUAGCUGAGAAGUGCAAGGACACUAAACCUGUGAUCAAAAUGCAGCUGAGCACUCUUACAGGAUGUGCAGAAGCAUUUAAAGCACAGUGGGAGAAAACCCAGAAGGCCAUGAAAGACAGGUUGUUACCUGAACCAAGCCUUUUGAAUUUCCAUGCAUUGUAUUCUACCUUCACAGACCUAAAUCUCUGUGACUUCCUGGAUGAGGAGGUAAAAUACAUCCAGAAGAUGGUCAACAACCUGAACAACCUUCAGGGACUGGUGGACUCCCACCCAUCACUGGGUAAGCAUCUCUUUGAGUGGCUCACCCUCAAGCAUGGCAUGGCUAGGAAGCCCCAUAGCCUUCCAGGGGCUCAUUAG